GCUGGCGUGCGCGCGCAGGCGGCGCGAAGGUGACCGCGGAGCUCCGCUUCCUGCCGCGGGCCCUCCAGGAUGGCCGCCAUGCUGGGGGACACCAUCAUGCUGGUCAAAGGCCUUGCCAAGCUGACCCAGGCGGCCGUGGAGACCCACCUGCAACACCUGGGCCUCGGUGGGGAGCUCCUCGUGGCAGCCAGGGCCCUGCAGUCCACGGCUGCGGAGCAGAUCGGCUUGGUUUUGGGGCAGGUGCAGGGUCAGGACCAGCGCCAGGAGCCUUAUGCCGAGAGCUUCGACGACCCAGAAGCAGAGUUCGCUGGGCCUGAGACUGCGGGGGCCCCUACAGAUUUCUCGGCGGCCUCCUCUCCUCACCGGCCACCGCCCCCACCCUGGGGUCACGCUGGCAGUGAGGGCCCAGCUCCAGCCUAUGUGACCAGUGGACCCUUUAGAGAAGCGGGGCUCCCGGGCCAGGCUGCCUCCCCUCUGGGCAUGGUCCCUGGGAGGCUCUUUGGAGACCCCAGACACGUGCUUGUUGCCACAGGCCUUCCGCGAAGGUUCUUCCACCAGGACCAGCCCCCCAUGGGGGGCCUCACCACGGAGGACAUUGAGAAGGCCCGGCAGGCCAAGGCUCGCCCGGAGAGCAAGCCCCACAAGCAGAUGCUCAGCGAGCACUCUCGGGAGCGGAAGGUGCCGGUUACACGGAUUGGGCGGCUGGCCAACUUCGGAGGUCUGGCCGUGGGUCUAGGCUUUGGGGCGCUGGCUGAGGUAGCCAAGAAGAGCCUCCGCCCAGACGACCCUUCAGGGAAGAAGGCCGUGCUGGACUCCAGCCCCUUCCUGUCGGAGGCGAACGCGGAGCGGAUCGUGCGCACGCUGUGCAAGGUGCGCGGGGCGGCGCUCAAGCUGGGCCAGAUGCUCAGCAUCCAGGAUGAUGCUUUCAUCAACCCCCACCUGGCCAAGAUCUUCGAGCGGGUGAGGCAGAGCGCGGACUUCAUGCCAUUGAAGCAGAUGACAAAAACGCUUAACAAUGAUCUGGGCCCCGGCUGGCGGGACAAGCUGGAGUACUUCGAGGAGAGGCCCUUCGCGGCUGCCUCCAUCGGGCAGGUGCACCUGGCUCGCAUGAAGGGUGGCCGCGAGGUGGCCAUGAAGAUCCAGUACCCCGGCGUGGCCCAGAGCAUCAACAGUGACGUCAACAACCUCAUGGCCGUGCUGAACAUGAGCAACGUGCUUCCCGAAGGCCUGUUCCCCGAGCACCUGAUUGACGUGCUGAGGCGGGAGUUGGCCCUGGAGUGUGACUACCAGCGGGAGGCCGCCUGCGCCCGCAAGUUCAGGGAGCUGCUAAAGGACCACCCCUUCUUCUACGUGCCCGAGAUCGUGGAUGAGCUGUGCAGCCCCCAUGUGCUGACCACAGAGCUGGUGUCUGGCUUCCCCCUGGACCAGGCGGAGGGGCUGAGCCAGGAGAUCCGGAACGAGAUCUGCUACAACAUCCUGGUCCUGUGCCUGAGGGAGCUGUUCGAGUUCCAUUUCAUGCAGACGGACCCCAACUGGUCCAACUUCUUCUAUGACCCUCAGUUGCACAAGGUGGCUCUUCUGGACUUCGGGGCGACUCGGGAAUACGACCGAUCCUUCACCGACCUCUACAUUCAGAUCAUCAGGGCAGCUGCCGACAGGGACAGGGAGGCGGUGCUGAAGAAGUCCAUCGAGAUGAAGUUCCUCACUGGCUAUGAGGUCAAGGCCAUGGAGGACGCCCACCUGGACGCCAUCCUCAUCCUGGGAGAGGCCUUCGCCUCGGAGGAGCCCUUCGACUUCGGCACGCAGAGCACCACCGAGAAGAUCCACAACCUGAUCCCCAUCAUGCUGAAGCACCGGCUCAUCCCGCCCCCCGAGGAGACCUACUCCCUGCACAGGAAGAUGGGGGGCUCCUUCCUCAUCUGCUCCAAGCUGAAGGCCCGCUUCCCCUGCAAGGCCAUGUUCGAGGAGGCCUACAGCAACUACCAGCGGCAGGCGGCGCGGCCCUCCGCUUGAGCCCGGCGCCCGCCGGCGCCCCGGCUCCCCAGGCACGCUGCCUGGUGUGUGCGCAGCCUCUGUACGGAGCAGAGACCCGACGGCAGGUUCCCGUCCUUGUCAGCGGGCGGUUUCCGUCCUGUGAACGCUAGCGGGGGUGGGGGCGGGCCUGCCGGGGGAUCCCUGCCCCCAGAAAUACGGAGAAGCCUUGUUGGAUGUUAUUGGACGCACGUAGAGGAUGAGGCUUGUGUGAUUCUAGGAGAUUGUGUUUUGUGCCCUCUGUUCCAGCCUGUCUCCGAGCGGUGCCCACAAGCACUGCUUCCCUGCAUGAGCCCCGCCUGCUCUUAGGCUGGGCUGUGCCCUCUGGACAAGUGGAAGUUUCUGGACCUGUGGAAGGGGUCAGGAGCAGUCCAUGCUAGACGUCAGUGUGUGGAGGCCCCUCUUGCCCCCUCCAGGCCCAGGGGCUUUCAUGGAAAAAGAUGACUGUGCCAGUGUCACCUGGUUAGACCCGAGAGGUCACCACAGGCUGUUAAUUUUUGUACAAUUCUUGUAAUUGUCUGAUUUGUUUCAAUAUUAAAAAAGACAAAAACGCA
This is a messenger RNA of Neogale vison (American mink), 2585 nucleotides long. It is a transcript of the gene COQ8A, whose product is annotated as coenzyme Q8A. Gene Ontology annotation, biological process: ubiquinone biosynthetic process. Gene Ontology annotation, molecular function: kinase activity. The record is from RefSeq and is a predicted model, not a curated record. Bases 70 to 2013 code for a protein of 647 amino acids. Lineage: Eukaryota; Metazoa; Chordata; Mammalia; Carnivora; Mustelidae. Gene Ontology annotation, cellular component: extrinsic component of mitochondrial inner membrane. The transcript is spliced from 15 exons.